AUGUUCCUUUGAAUUCUCUCCCCCAAAGUCAUUCCUUGCAAAACAAUAGGCUUUGCAAGGCAAUAAGUGGACCAGAGCUUAGCCUUUCCACAGUUUCACCACCACUCACUAGUCUUAUAUAAACAACUCCCUUUCAGAAAUUGUCAUCACAAGAAGCUGAUUUUUCCUCUUUACCUUCUGUGUUUUUAUUCUGUCCUGGUCUUGUUACAAAAUGGCAAGCUCAGGGUCAGGGGUGGCAAUGGCUUGUCUUGUGCUAGCCAUGUCGUGCAUGGUCGUGCCGAGCCGGCAGGUAGUUUUCACCGUUGGUGAGUCCACUGGCUGGAUUCCUGGUGUUGAUUAUAAUGCAUGGGCUAAGGGCAAGAACUUUAAAGUCGGUGAUCGCCUUGUGUUCAAUUAUCCUAGUGGCCAUACUGUGGAUGAAGUGUUUGAAAAUGACUACAACACAUGCACUGCGGGCAAUGCACUCUCUACAGACAACAGUGGCUCUACCAGCAUUCCUCUCCUGACUGCUGGCCCUCAUUACUUCAUGUGUGGUGUGGUAGGCCAUUGUGGGCAAGGCAUGAAGCUUGCAGUCAACGUGGCGGCGGAAUCAACCCCACUGCCAUCUGGGACACCGUCUCCUGCCACCCUUGCUGCUUCCUCCCCGUCUGCUAGUAAUUCAAGCACAGACCUUUGACCUCCAUAUAUAGCUAACCUACCUGAAUUCUCCUCUUUAGGCCAGGGGCUCUCUGAUUUCGAUAUGUGGCCCUUUCUGAUAACAUGCCUUGUUUGUGUUGCUUAUUUUACAAAGCUUUGGCAAGGGUGCCUACCCUAAUCAGCGAUAGACCAAUAUAUUGAA
This is a messenger RNA of Theobroma cacao (cacao), 838 nucleotides long. Its product is annotated as blue copper protein-like. Gene Ontology annotation, molecular function: electron transfer activity. Gene Ontology annotation, cellular component: plasma membrane. The record is from RefSeq and is a predicted model, not a curated record. Lineage: Eukaryota; Viridiplantae; Streptophyta; Magnoliopsida; Malvales; Malvaceae.